AUGAGUGACCAAGAAAAGGAUGAUUCAUACACUUUGACUGAUGAAGAAACAAACAAUGAAUUUACCUCUGUUGAGAAUUCACCACCUAGUAAGAGUCAUUAUUCUAAAGAAACAUUAAAAUUUGAACAAAAAGAAAAUACUAUGGAAAUAACCCAAGAACAACAAAUAUUUCCAAGAAAUGAUCCUCUAACAACAUUAUCAAUACAAUCUACUACAAACAUAUUAAAUGAACCAGAGAAAAAAAUAAAUAACCAAACAAAAAAAAAGAAUCAAUCUCAUCAACAAGAAAAGUCAUUUACAAAUAAAAAUAAUAACCCUAAAAUAAAUGAAAUUAAAGAUGUUUUUAACCAACAAAAUACUAAAGAACAAUCAGAUUAUUCUUCUUCAGUUGAACUACUUCAACUACCUGUUGCUUUUCCUAAGAAAGAUGAUAAAAUAAGAAUUGGUUUAAAAUCAGAAAAAGAAAAAAAAAUUUUACAGAAAGAUUUAUCUUCUACAACAACUUUUCCAAAACAAAGAAAUCAAAAAGAAACAAUUGGAUUAUUACAACCACCACUUCCUAUACAAACAACAAGUUCAAUACAAAAAUCUAAUUCAUCUCAGAAAAGAACUUUCCAACAUAUUGUUCGUGAUAUUAUUAAAGAAAGAGAAUCUUGUCAUACACCAUCUCCAGUUAAAUAUGAAUCAAUAAGAGAUAGAACUAAAGAUAUCCCUAGAGAACAACAAAAAAUAUCUUUAAAUCAAAAUUUGAAACCUUAUAAAAAAGAAGAAAUUCCUAAUGUUUAUCCACAACAAUCUCUUCAACCAUCAGGACCUAAAAGAAUAUCUACAUUUAAUAAUUCUUUUCCUUCUAUUGUUCAACAACCAGAAAUGUUUUAUAGACAAGAACCACUUCAAAUAAAACGAACAAUUCAACAACCACAAAUAGGACAACAACCAAUCCUAUUUAAUCAAAAUGUAUUUGAAGUAUUUGAAAAAUAUUUUAUGAUGUUUGGAGCAUUUGUAGAAUGUUGGCCAGAUGAUGCAUUUAUACAAUACCCAAAACAAUUUGUUAAGAAAGUAGUAAAAGAUUAUAUAAUGAAUCCUGAAUUAUUUCAAACAUGUCCAUUACAUAUUAGAAAUCAAAUUUAUUCAUAUACAGCAUUAAAAUAUGUAUUAAAUCAAGUGAGAAAAGGAUCAUAUGAAUUACCAUUUGAACUUGAAUUAAUGUAUAAAGAUGGAUGGGAAAGAAGUUGUGAUGUAUGUUUAUUAAAAGAAAUGGAACGAUGUGGAUUAUGUUAUUUUGAAGGAUAUGUUCAAAAUGACUGUAUUAAUUAUGUUUUAACACAAGUUAUGAAAUUAAGUCAAGAACAAAAAAUAGCUUUUAUUCAACAAAGGUGUUCAUUUUUAUUAAGGUGUAUUAUUUUAAAGAGAUAA
Molecule: messenger RNA, 1416 nt
Organism: Entamoeba dispar SAW760
Lineage: Eukaryota; Evosea; Mastigamoebida; Endamoebidae
Exons: 1
Coding region: 1-1416 (471 amino acids)
Source: RefSeq, a predicted model, not a curated record